Messenger RNA from Spea bombifrons (plains spadefoot toad), 954 nucleotides. Its product is annotated as chymotrypsin-like elastase family member 1. Lineage: Eukaryota; Metazoa; Chordata; Amphibia; Anura; Pelobatidae. The record is from RefSeq and is a predicted model, not a curated record. Bases 1 to 834 code for a protein of 277 amino acids. The transcript is spliced from 8 exons. Gene Ontology annotation, biological process: proteolysis. Gene Ontology annotation, molecular function: serine-type endopeptidase activity.
AUGACUCCACUCCUGGUACUUCUCAUCAGCCUGGUGGCCGGUUCCUAUUCCUUGGACCAUGCCGUCCAUAACCAUCGGAGGACGGAUAAAGUAAUUGGAGGGCAAGAAGCUGCAAGAAACCACUGGAAAUGGCAGGUCUCUCUCCAAAUAUCCUACGACUAUGAUCCAAGAUAUUUCUACCAUCUGUGCGGUGGGACAUUAAUCAGUAGAAACUGGGUCCUGACAGCAGCCCACUGCGUUGACUUUACCGGAGUCACUUACAGAGCCGCAUUUGGGGAGCACAAUCUUUUUGAAUUUGACGGCACCGAAUAUUUUAUUGGUGUGGAUAAUAUAGUUGUUCAUGAACUCUGGGAUGCCAACAAUAUCGGAAACGGAUAUGAUAUAGCUUUGCUUCACCUGAAGGAAAGCGCGUUUGAUAACGGAUACGUCGCUAUCGGAAGACUGGCGAGUUAUAAAGACGUCCUCCCCGGGGGCUACACCUGCUAUGUGACCGGAUGGGGGGUAACUCAAGUUGGAGGAGGGAUCCCUGACAGACUUCAGGAAGCUGCCCUCGGGGUGGUGGACCACGCCGUCUGCUCACAGCCCAGCUGGUGGGGCACGGAAGCAAAGGACAGCAUGAUUUGUGCUGGAGGAGAUGGGGUGACAUCGGGGUGCAGUGGCGACUCCGGCGGACCUCUCAACUGUUUUAGAAAUGGUUCCUGGGAAGUUCAUGGUAUUGCGAGCUACGGCAUAGUGCCGUUCUGCAGCGUCUUCCAGAAGCCAACGGUGUUUACACGCGUGUCAGCAUUCAACGAGUGGAUUUACAGAACUUUGGAGCUUCACGGCGGUCAGUAAGAUAGAAAACCCAGAGCUUUCAACUUCCAAAAUUCCACAGGACAUUUAGAAGGAAUGUACCACACAGAAUGCUUUGACUUUGUCUUAUGAUUAAAGUUUUGGUCAUGCCAAAAAAAAAAA